AUGACGAUCUCCUCGCGACGCAAGAAGCGCAUAAACCCGUGGGUCAAGGCGACUGACCUAUGCGCAGACAUACUUCGAUUCAUCGAGCAGCGUUGGUCGUUCAUGGCCGAUGAUAAAUGCAUACCAGUCAAAGUCGCCCUUCAGUUGAUGGACAAUUCGUCUCUCGGACUUGCACAUCAGUAUAGCCAAUUCCAGGAAGCCCACAAGCAACUCCAGAAUGCGCUGAAGGUCAUUGUCAAUGAGCAUCACCAAGGCUUCAACAGCAGUAUCGGUACCUUCCACAAGAUACAAGCCUCGAUACAUGCCUCGCAACAGAGACUACGAACGCUCAGAUCGGGUCUGGUGCAAGCAAAGGGUAGCUUGGCAAGCGCGCGACCAGAGCUGAAAGCAUUUGCCCAGAGUAGUCAGCAAUAUGACCAGAUGCUGCUGGUGUUGGGCACCAUCGAGCAACUACAGCAGGUGCCGGAAAAGCUGGAAGCACAAAUAUCUGAAAAGCGCUUUCUCGGCGCUGUGGACACACUGCAGGAAGCAUUAAAGCUUAUAAGGAAACCAGACAUGGAGGAGAUCGGUGCGCUGAGCGACUUGCGAGUAUAUCUGAGCAAUCAAGAGCACUCGUUGACGGACAUUCUCGUGGAAGAGUUGCACAAUCAUCUCUAUCUCAAAAGCCCGUACUGCGAAGAGAGGUGGAAAGCACACACGCGACGAGAUGCCGCAACUGUUGACCACGAUGAGAGCGAACGAUCCAUGUUCAGUUUCCUGGAGACAUUUGAUGCCUCGAAGCCAAUGUUGGAAGAUACCACCAGGAAUCCGGAGGCUGACACGUUCUACUACAUUCAGCUUUUGCUGGAAUCGCUCAACAAAAUGAACCGCUUAGAGACCGCAGUGGACGAGAUAGAACAACGCUUGCCUGUUGAGCUCUUUACAGUGGUAGAGAGGUCACAUAUGGAGGUCGAGCAACGGCAUCCAUCCCUCUUGCGAGCUGCGGCCAGAAGCCAGAAGAAAAUGGGAGCUGGCGUGAACGCAGGCGCAGAUGGCGAGAAGAAGGAAACGCUCGAAGAUCUGCUCGUUACUCUCUUUGCGAAGUAUGAAGCUAUCGCUGAGGGGCAUCGCGUCCUCCAUGAUGUGAUAGCAGCAAUCAUCAAACGUGACGGCCAUGAAGACGCUUCGACGCUAAAUCGCAGUUUUCGGGAACUGUGGAAACUCCUCCAGAGUGAGAUUCGAUCGUUACUGCACGAUCAUCUGGCCACGAGUAACGAUCUUGGUCAACGAUCGAGACAAGAAAACGAUCCAAGUGCCAACAUUUUCAGGCCGCAACCACGAGACCGAUCACAAAAGCUCUUCAAAAUGUCAGAAACUGAUCAAAAGUCGACCGACUUGGCGACAGAGCGCGAGGACCUCGAGUCGAUAUUGAAGCAAUCAGUGCCUGGUCUGGUCGGCAGCAAUGCUCAAAAUUCGAAACAGGACCAGAACACAAUCACCGACAUAUCUGCGACCGGACACAAACUUUUGGUUGAGCCCAGUGUUUUCAACAUGGGAAUUCUUCUCAAGCCCUCGCUCGACUUCUUGACACGAUUACGAGAAGUCGUGCCUGUGAACUCUGGCGUCGUCCCAGGCACGCUGACAUCGUUCCUUGACGACUUCCUCGUCAAUGUCUUCUAUCCACAACUUGACGAGACCUUACUCGAACUUUGCAGCCGGAGUAUGACGGAAAUGGACGCCUUCCAAGCAGAUCCCAAGUGGCAACUGCAUGCCCAAAGACCGAUAUUCAAAGGCACAACCCGCUUUUACGAGCUCAUCGAGGCUUUCUGCGUCAUGCUCGACAGCCUGCCUCAUGAUCAAAGUUUCAGUCAACUCAUCGUGACGCAGAUGCGGACAUACUACGACAAGUGCUAUCAGUGGUCUAAGAGUCUGCUGCAACGCGCUCAACUAGAAUCCGAAGGAGCUGCCAAAUUGCGCCUGGCUGCGCAGUUCGCAACAAGCGGCGCGAUCAACGAGACUGUCAUCAAGCUGCUCAAAGCAGAUGCGAAGGACACUGCGGUCCUUGCCGAAAAAGAGACUGCCUUGCUGUUGAACGAAAUCAAGAAGCGUAGGCUAGAAGAAGCCGAUCUCAUCAAUGAUCGCAAAGCACUUGCAGCACUGUGCACUCUUCAAGUAAGCAUGAAAUGGCUUACUUCGAGAUGCCAGCAGUUGCGAUACAUCAGUCCAAGGGCUGUCGAUACAAGCAGCAUGCAGUCGCAUGACCGAAGAAGGUGGACCCAAAACUUCAACCUUGACAAUGCACCAAGCGGGCCAUAUCUGCCACUGGACAAAGAGACCGCA
This is a messenger RNA of Pseudocercospora fijiensis CIRAD86, 2319 nucleotides long. RefSeq lists its product as uncharacterized. The transcript has a single exon. Gene Ontology annotation, biological process: exocytosis; Golgi to plasma membrane transport. NCBI's taxonomy places the organism in Eukaryota, Fungi, Ascomycota, Dothideomycetes, Mycosphaerellales, Mycosphaerellaceae. The annotation marks the transcript as partial. The record is from RefSeq and is a predicted model, not a curated record. Gene Ontology annotation, cellular component: exocyst.